AUGGCACCAAAGAAUUCACUUACAUCAUUCCUCCUUUUCCUUUUGAUCUCCCCUUCCCUCGCUGAUCUCAAAAUCUCCAUACGACCUCCCAAAGAGCCUGCGGCCUAUUCGAAAGUUAGUGAAGGAAAUGGUUCCGAGGAAGUCGACCUGCUCGCCCCGAUUAACGGCCCCUUCACAACACCUCUGUGCAUCGAAGAGUUCGCCUAUAUCAGUGAAUCAGAGCCCACUGAUUAUAUUGAUCAUGUCGUUCUGAAGGUCAAUCUAACUGAUGGCCGGGAUAAGCCCUGGGAUUUCUAUGCAAAUGCAACGAGAAACUUGAAAAGAUUGUUGCCAAAUUUGAGGAGUUGCACAAUAAAAACGGCGUAUGUCAGAUACGUCAAAGACUUGGUAAGUGGCCCGUAACUUUUAGAUCAUUGUAAUCACAAUUUUGUUACAGUAUCAAGUGAAUUUUAUGGAGAACAUUAAUUAUAUCGAGGGCAUCUUGAACAAGGUCACAUGGGCUUUUAAAACUGAGAAGUUGCAUUUGAACAAUGUCGAGAUUACGGAGGAGAUCAUCAGCGAUCAGGAGGUAAGUCAUUCAAUAUACUCGACAUUUUGCGAAAGACCGUGGAAAAUGAGGAGACGAUUAAAUGAUUUUAACUCCAAAAAUGGCCAAUUUCAGAUCCCAGAAGACCCGAAUACUCUUUACUCCAUCUUCGCGCAUCGCGUUUCUUCUCACGAACUUCGAACUGGUCCAGUCUACAAGACCAAUCUGAACGGAGUCCCGAUCAAAAUUCAAUUCCGCCUGUCUUCGCUCCACCUCGACUUGGGACCGUAUUUUAGAAUCCCGAAUGAAUGGAGAACGCUGACUUAUCAAUACCAACGAUACGGAGUCUACAAUAUUGAAGUGAUUUUGCCGCAAAAUUGCGUCCGAAUGAUCUCAACACACAGUUGGGAGAGGGGUUUGUGUCAGAUUUCGAGUGGACGGAGAGUGAAUACGAUGUAUGGAAGUCGCGGACAGACAUUUGAGUUUUGUUGCAAUGUAUAA
This is a messenger RNA of Bursaphelenchus xylophilus (pine wood nematode), 1027 nucleotides long. NCBI's taxonomy places the organism in Eukaryota, Metazoa, Nematoda, Chromadorea, Rhabditida, Aphelenchoididae. The record is from the annotation of a GenBank genome assembly.